AUGUCACUCCCCGGCGUUUUAGAGAGAGGUGAUGAAGUGCUAAAUCAAUUCGAUAGAAGGAACCCUUUUUGGAAUUUUUCAAGUCAUGCAACAUGUUUAUUAGCUGUUGGUUGGUCAAAACUAGUAUUAUAUACUUCAUAUAAACCAAAAAUUACAGGUUUAGAAAUAUUAGACCAAGCAUUAGAAAAAUCUCAAAAAGAAAAUAGAGGUAUUAUGACAAUAAUGAAUCAUAUGUCUGUUGUUGAUGAUCCUUUCCUUUGGGGUUGUUUACCAUGGAGAUUUUAUCGUGAUAUUGAUCAUAUUAGAUGGGGGUUGGGUGCACAUAAUGUUUGUUUCCAAAAUAAAUUUUUGACAUAUUUUUUUUCAUUGGGAAAAAUUUUACCAACUGAAAGAUUUGGAGUUGGUCCUUUCCAAAGUUCAUUAGAUGCAGCAAUUAGAAUCAUGUCACCUGAUGAUUCAUUAAAUUUAGUUUAUGAUGGUACUGAAGAAACUAAUACUAAAUGGGUAAACCCUGCAAAACAAGAAUUAAAUAAGAUUACACCAUUAGCCCAAAUCUCUAAAGAAUAUAUAUCACCAAUAAUAAGAUCAAAACCUUCAUGGAUCCAUGUUUUCCCUGAAGGAUUUGUAUUACAAUUACAACAACCUUUCCAAAAUUCAAUGAGAUAUUUUAAAUGGGGGAUAACAAGAAUUAUUUUGGAAUCAACAAGACAACCUAUAAUUAUACCUAUUUUCAGUACAGGAUUUGAAAAAAUUGCACCUGAAUCUGCUGCAGGUGGUGGACUUUUAGAAAGAUUUUUACCUGCAAAUUUUGGUACAGAGAUUAAUAUUACUAUAGGGAAUCCAAUUGAUGAUAAAAUUAUUGAAAAUUUUAGAAAAGAAUGGUUAGACUUGGUUCAAAAACAUUUAAAUUCAGGUGAAGGUGAUUUAAAUGAUGAAUUAAAAUUUGGUAAAGCUGCACAAGCUCUAAGAUCUAAGAUAUCAUCAGAAUUAAGAAAAGCAGUUUUAGAAAUUCGUAAUUCCACGGGGAUGUUCCCACCUGAAGAUUCAAGAUUUAAAGAUCAUAAAUUUUGGCAUGAUUUUACCAAAAGUGAAGGUGAAAGUGCACCAGAAGUUAAAUUUAUUGGACAAAAUUGGGCUAUUAGAAGAUUACAAAAAUUUUUAAAAGAACAUGAUGAAUAUGAAAUGAGUAAAAAACAUGAAGAAAAAGUUAAAGAAGAGAAAUAG
Molecule: messenger RNA, 1224 nt
Organism: Hansenula ciferrii
Lineage: Eukaryota; Fungi; Ascomycota; Saccharomycetes; Phaffomycetales; Wickerhamomycetaceae
Gene: TAZ1
Product: lysophosphatidylcholine acyltransferase
Exons: 1
Coding region: 1-1224 (407 amino acids)
Biological process (GO): cardiolipin acyl-chain remodeling; inner mitochondrial membrane organization
Cellular component (GO): mitochondrial membrane
Molecular function (GO): 1-acylglycerophosphocholine O-acyltransferase activity
Source: RefSeq, a predicted model, not a curated record